This is a messenger RNA of Cornus florida, 676 nucleotides long. RefSeq lists its product as uncharacterized. The transcript has 2 exons. The coding region runs from base 68 to 454 and encodes 128 amino acids. NCBI's taxonomy places the organism in Eukaryota, Viridiplantae, Streptophyta, Magnoliopsida, Cornales, Cornaceae. Gene Ontology annotation, molecular function: zinc ion binding; nucleic acid binding. The record is from RefSeq and is a predicted model, not a curated record.
GUUUGAUAGGAAUGCAGUUGUUUGCUUUCAAUGUCAGCAGCCCGGACAUUACAAGUCCAGUUGUCCGAUGAGAUCGUCUUCAGUUUCGUCAGCUCCGAAGGCUUGUUAUGGGUGUGGCCAGCAGGGUCACUUGAUUCGUGAUUGUCCGAGUCAGAGAGCAGGCACCGUUAGUGGCAGAGGGUCACAGCAGAGGCCGUCACAAUCGGCUACAGUUCAGUCAGGUUUCAGACCACCACCACCACAGCCUACUAUGUCUUCACAGGGUUCACGAUCAGUUAGGAGGGAUACUCCUACUAUGUCAGUGCAGCAGUCAGGUGUUCAGGUUGGCAGUCCUCAGGCACAGGUACCUCAGGGACGUGUUUUUGCACUGGCACAGACAGAUGCAUCUUCUGGACCGUCAGUCCUUCUAGGUCUUGGAAAAGAACCGGUGGACGACAACCCACCUCAAGCUUGAGCGAUACUAGAAGCUCACUUUUGUGUCUUUUGUAUAUCUCCCAUUAUUUUUGCAAAGCACUAAAAGUGUGAAGGUGUAUAUGUAUAUUUUGCAAAACUUUGUUAUGUAAUGUAAGGUAUUUGAUGAUAUUUUGGAUGUGAAUUUGAUAACAUAUAAACCUUAUUGAUGCAUGGGGAGAGUAAUACUAGUUUGAGGUAUUAUCGAGGUCAUUUGAUUGUGUAU